This is a messenger RNA of Pseudomyrmex gracilis, 1154 nucleotides long. Its product is annotated as protein OPI10 homolog. The coding region runs from base 198 to 788 and encodes 196 amino acids. The record is from RefSeq and is a predicted model, not a curated record. NCBI's taxonomy places the organism in Eukaryota, Metazoa, Arthropoda, Insecta, Hymenoptera, Formicidae. Gene Ontology annotation, biological process: protein import into nucleus. Gene Ontology annotation, molecular function: Hsp70 protein binding; nuclear import signal receptor activity. The transcript has 3 exons. Gene Ontology annotation, cellular component: cytosol; nucleus.
UACGCGUUGGUUUCCCCUCUUAAACGUUUAUACGCUUUACGGGGAAACGUUCGUGUAGUAGUACACAAGAACGAUUCAUUUUACGCGAUUCGUAUGUAGUUGGGCGUAAACAUGCUGUGCGUGCAUUGACGUGCAGUACUUUACUAGUCCGCUGUUGUAAAUUGAAUGGGAUAGAACGAUCUGGAUGCGUCACGAAAAUGCUCGGUAUACUCGUGGCUGGAAGAUUAGUUCAGACUGAUUUCCAACAAGUUGGAGAGAAUCAGUUUUUGAUUACUGUGCCUGAUGCUGAUAACAUAAAUCAUAUAGUUGUUUUUCUCACUGGCACCAUACCUUUUCCAGAUGGCAUGGGAGGCGCAGUAUAUUUUAGUUGGCCAGAUUCAAAUGCACCUCCCAACUGGCAAUUUCUUGGAUUUAUUUCCAAUGGCAAGCCAUCAGCUAUCUUCAAGAUAUCAAACUUGAAGAAGAACCAUGAGUUUGAGAACAGUAAUGUGGGAAUAUUUGGAGUCGGCAAGAUUUCACAUGUUGCACAGAUUGGUGUAUCCGUGGAACCACUGCCAAUACUUGAGCAGCAAGCGGCUAAUCUUGCUGUAACUACUACAAAUUCCUUUGUGGAUUUUGUGCAAAAAAUGUUAAACAGUUUUGUAAACUAUGUGACAAGUUUUACAGUGACUCAAGCACAAAUGACACCAAAUCCUACCGAGACAUUUGUGCCUCUAUCCACAUUGCAAAGCUGGUAUGAGACUUUUGAAAGGCGGUUACAACAGAAUCCAAAUUUUUGGAGGUCGUGAUUAUAUCGGAUUUCGAUCAAGCUUUUCUCACUAUACAAAUAUUCUGCAGCGAUAGUCAAGCAUAUUUUUUGUGCUACGUUGCUGUGAAACAGAUCAUCAAACUCCAUUAUUAGAAAAUGCUACUUUUUUUAAGUUUACGUAAAAAAUUUCAAUAUAUUCACAAGUGACUUUAGAGUGGCAUUAAUAUAUAUAAGUGCAUACAUGUAUUGUUGUAUAAUAUUAUUUUACUUGAUAAUUUUGAAGUACACAAAUUGAUUGCGAAUAGUGAGGCAAAAGGAAAGUAUGAGCGCGACUAAUAGCGCACAGGAAUGCUGUACUUCAGAAGUGCGUUGACAUCAUGAAAUGCCGUCAACUGUCUGAGAAAAG